Molecule: messenger RNA, 1417 nt
Organism: Strongylocentrotus purpuratus (purple sea urchin)
Lineage: Eukaryota; Metazoa; Echinodermata; Echinoidea; Camarodonta; Strongylocentrotidae
Exons: 3
Coding region: 662-1312 (216 amino acids)
Biological process (GO): response to UV; mitochondrial DNA replication; replication fork processing
Cellular component (GO): nucleus; mitochondrial matrix
Molecular function (GO): DNA-directed DNA polymerase activity; chromatin binding
Source: RefSeq, a predicted model, not a curated record
GCCACACGUACGUGCGACGCGCUUAAUUAGCGCGGGCGCCAUUUUUGUUUGUGUGUGCGUCAUUUAAUUACCCCGUUUUAAUUAUUCACGUAUGAAUUUUUUUCCCCAAAACCCCUUACUUCAGACGUCAGCCAAUCAAAAUCAGUGACUCAAAACAAAAUAUGAAUAUGCAUAGUAUACUAAACAUACCUCAAAGAUUUAUAAAAAUGUAAAACCUACUUACAUAAAUAUAAUUUAAUUUUUCCUUUAGGUAAUUUUCUAUACCCUUAGAAAUGCAUAAUUAUUACAAAAUUACGGUUAAAAUAUAAGGUUUUUAGUUUGAUUGUCAAAAUAAAUAAAAAUGAGUUUUUUAAGCUUAGCUGUGAAUUCCUUUAAGUGAACGAGGAUUUGCUAAAUCGAAAUAUUUGUUUACAUUUCUACUUUCAUUUUUUCUGUCAUCGUGACUCAACCCCCAAAAUGCGGAAUUUGAGAGCGUGCCGAGACAACAGAGGGGUACCAAUCAUCCCCCUUCCCGGAGAUCGACUCCUACAUCAGGGUGUACUGCAUCUCAAAAGGGGGUGUGGCAGGGGAGAUCAGGAGAUGGACUUAUUUCUCGGAGGCUCAGCUCCUGGUGUAUGACGCCGUCAAGAACAGGUGGUGUGAGAAUAUUGGCAGACAGCACAUGAGCAACAACAUCAUGAUCUUGGUGGACUUGAGGAGAGGGGUCUACUACCAGAAGUGCCACGACCCCACCUGUCGAGCGCAAGGCUACAAAUCCGACGAUCACCCCGUUCCUCCGGAGCACCUCCCUUCCUUCACCGACUGGGACGAGGAUGAACUGAUCAACGUUUCUCUACGAGUGGAAGAAGAUGCAAGGUCCAACGAGAUGAAUCAGAACAGCUUUUGCUCUGACUUUGACAGUUUCCAUGACGACGAUGCUGAUGAGGAGCUGAUAAAGCUUGGUGAGAGAUACGAUGCACCGGAAACGGGCAAUGACGGCAAGACUGUACACCGGACAGUGAAUCUUGUCCAGCUGAUACCAAGUCCAACCUUCAAGUCCAGCAUUUCACCAUCUGGAAUCCGAAUGGAUGUGCCAGUCAUUAGUGAGUCCAGAUCUGAUGCUAGUUUCCGGAACUUUACCUCAUGGGUUAGUUGGGCCGAUGUUGCUCCUCCACUCGUUAAGUCACGAGCCUGCAGCAACGUCUCUGAGCGAUGUCUUAAUGUUGAUGGAGCACAUUCAUCUGAAGAAACUUGGGCUUUGUGCAUAAGCACUGUUACUAGUGGCUUGUUAAAAAAAGACAGAUCAGAUAUGCCAUUAGUUUAUUUUGGCUGAAAAAGGGGGAUGUUGAAUACUUGUCCGUCAAAUUAUAUCAUAUUUUAGUAACAGUGUGGCCAAAUUAGGCGUGGGGGGGGGGGUGGUGGUUGCUACAGAAUAUUU